AUGAGUGGCCUUGAAAAAUCGCUAUUCCAGCUCAAGUUUACAGCCAAGUCGAUGCAACGACUUGCGAAUAAAGCGAGCCGCGACGAAGUAUUGGAGAAGAGCAAACUGAAAAAGGCGCUUGCGCAGGAUAAUGUGGAAGGUGCACGUAUAUAUGCAGCGAACUCGAUUCGAAAAAAGAACGAGUCGCUAAAUUUGUUGCGCCUGAGCAGCCGCAUUGACGCGGUGAGCAGUCGCGUGGAAACGGCCGUAGCGAUGCGGCAAGUGACUGGGAAUAUGGCAUCGGUCGUCAAAGGCCUAGACAAGGCGAUGCAGUCGAUGGAUUUGGAGCGCAUUUCCAUGGUCAUGGAUAAAUUUGAAAACCAGCUAGAGGAUGUGGAUGUGCAGACAUCCUACAUGGAGUCUACUAUGGGCUCUGCGACGGCAACAGGCAUGCCGCAAGACGAAGUUGACACACUUAUGCAGCAGAUUGCCGAUCAAAAUGGCAUUGAAAUGCAUCAGCAGCUGGGCAACUCGGCCCUUCAAGGCAAAGUCGCCGAUCUUUCCGGAGAACCACAGCGGAAUGCACCGCUUCCUAAUGCCGAUCAGGACGACGCACUAGCCCAGCGGCUACGUGCCUUGCGACCUGCGACAUGA
Messenger RNA from Malassezia vespertilionis, 633 nucleotides. RefSeq lists its product as uncharacterized. Bases 1 to 633 code for a protein of 210 amino acids. Gene Ontology annotation, cellular component: ESCRT III complex; multivesicular body. The record is from RefSeq and is a predicted model, not a curated record. The transcript has 5 exons. Lineage: Eukaryota; Fungi; Basidiomycota; Malasseziomycetes; Malasseziales; Malasseziaceae. Gene Ontology annotation, biological process: late endosome to vacuole transport; endosome transport via multivesicular body sorting pathway; protein transport.